This is a messenger RNA of Lytechinus variegatus (green sea urchin), 1062 nucleotides long. RefSeq lists its product as uncharacterized. The record is from RefSeq and is a predicted model, not a curated record. Gene Ontology annotation, biological process: neuropeptide signaling pathway. The coding region runs from base 1 to 1062 and encodes 353 amino acids. The transcript is spliced from 2 exons. Gene Ontology annotation, cellular component: membrane. Gene Ontology annotation, molecular function: neuropeptide receptor activity. NCBI's taxonomy places the organism in Eukaryota, Metazoa, Echinodermata, Echinoidea, Temnopleuroida, Toxopneustidae.
AUGUUCACCGAUUUUGUCAUCCUCAGAAUUACUAUUGGUUGUUUGGCGGCUGUCUUUGGGAUACCUGGUAACCUGGUAGUUGUAGGCGUCUUUACGCGUCAGGGUAUCAAAAAUGCCACAGAUGUCACCUUCAUCGCCCUUGCCGUCGUCGACCUCAUCGCCAGUAUCAUCAGCGGGAUGAAGAUCGUCAUGGUGUUUUACCACGAUGAGCAUCCAUGGGCGUGUUUCAUCGAAGUCGUUGGAGCGAGAUCUGCCCUUUAUGCCGGACUGUUUCUCACAAUCUGGAUUGCCGUGUAUAGGUACCAAGCAGUUUGUAGGCCAUUCAAUAAGCGAAUUGGAAGGAAAACUGCUUCCUUGAUCGCCAUCGGGUGUGCCGUAGUCGCUUUCGUGCUCCAUAUCCCAUUCUUUUUCAUCACAACCUCAGUCAAACUCGACAGUGGGUACGGAUGCAAUAUCUACGGCAACAUUCCCUGGGGCCAGGAUGUGUACGCCAAAACUCAGGCCAUUGUAUUUUGUGCUUCUGCAUUGGCCAUUUCAGUCUUGUACGUUCGGAUCUACAAGUUCAUACGUGAUCAUCAGAUAAUUCGUCAGCAAUUGACGACCGGAUCUGCCUUCGUUGAUCGAGAUCUAGCUAAAACUGUGAAUGACAAGACACUGCCAACACCACCAGCGAUUCCCAGCGUAUCAGCUUCUUGUGCAACUGUCGCAAGUACAUCAGAACCUGAUGAUACCACGAAGUCAAUCAAAGACACUGGAAAAGCUCCACAUCAACCUCCCAAUUAUGAUAAAACGAAACCAUCAUCGAGCAAGCUUCAGAACACCCAAUCCGACCAUAGGACCACUAAGGCCGUCAUCAUCAUCACUGUCAUAUUCUUCAUCUUCUGGCUACCUAAUAUCAUCAUCGAUCAGGUUCCUUUUAGUCAGCUCAUCCGAGUGAAAGGAGUCAUCAUCUACACCUUCUAUCAAAUCAAAUAUAUCAGCCACAUCACCAAUGUGUUUGUAUAUUCAUUCACCUACCGGCGAUUUAGACAGACAUGCUGCAAUAUCUGUCACAGUCAGUAG